AUGGCUCUAUACCGCGGAAUGGAGCAGCAACGUGAAAUGGCUCUGUACCGCAGUGUGGCAUGGCUCUAUAUCACCUCAUGGCGCAGCAGCGUGGCAUGGCUCCAUACCGAUGCAUGGUGCAGCAACGCGGCAUAUCGCUGCAUGGCGCAGCAAUGUGGAAUGGCUCUACAUCGUCGCAUGGAGCAAUGCGGCAUUGCUCUAUACCGUGGCAUGGAGCAGCAACUAUGCAUGGCUCUAUAUCGCCGCAUGGUGCAGCAAGGUGGUAUGGCUCCAUAUCACUUCAUGGUGCAGCAACGUGACAUGGCUCUAUAUCGCUGCAUGGCGCAGCAAGGUGGCAUGGCUCUAUAUCGCUUUCAUGGUGCAGCAAGGUGGCAUGGCUCUAUAUUGCUGCAUGGUGUAGUUACCUGGUAUAGCCCCAUACCGCGGCAUGGUGCAGGAACGUGGCAUGGCUCCACACUGCUGCAUGGUGCAGUAACGCGACAUGGCUCUAUACCGCCGCAUGGCGCAGCAAAGUGGAAUGGCUCUAUAUCGCUGCAUGGCGCAGCAAUGUGGUAUGGCUCUAUAUCGCCGUAUGGUGCAGAACGUUGUAUGACCCUAUAUCGCGGCAUGGUGCAGUAA
Pelobates cultripes (western spadefoot toad) is the source of this 618-nucleotide messenger RNA. Lineage: Eukaryota; Metazoa; Chordata; Amphibia; Anura; Pelobatidae. The record is from the annotation of a GenBank genome assembly.